CUUAUGCUCAGAUAAAUUGGUUAGUCUCUAAGGUGCCACAAGUCCUCCUGUUCUUUGUGCGAAUACAGACUAACACGGCUGCUACUCUGAAACCUCUCCUUGUUUGUCUGUUGGGGGGAACGUGCCAUUUUCGGUGCAGUGGGGGUGCGCGGGGAAUGUACCAUUGCCAUUGGGACACCUCAGGAUGUGCCCAGCACAGACCCAUGAUGCAGCAUCCAAACAGGGUGACUUCACGUCAAGGCUGCCUAGAGCAAUGAGAGGGCCCCAAAGUGGGAUCAUGCCCCAUUGAGACGCCAUCAUGACCCCACAGCAUGCUGAGCCCUGAGGCUCUGGAAGUGGAUUUCAAGUAUCACCAACCACAAGCCUUCAAAACCAUGAAUCAGGCCUUCAAAAUCAUGAGACUGAAUUAAAAACAAUACACUUGGGGCUCUUCUGGUUCAUGUUUGCCCGUUUUUCUCCACAACCAUGAGAUAAAGGCCGAGAGUCUCACAAUAAUCUCAGGACUCCAGGAUCUGAGGCUUCAAGAAGAUUACCAAAUAUUGUGAUACCUGUGACAAAUCACAAGAGUUGCAAGACUGCAUCACAUCAAGAUCCUGCUGAGCCUCAACCAGAGCAAUGAGAUGGUAAGGAAGCUGGGUAAUGUUGUGCUCAAAUAUCACUCUGACCCACAAGAUGCUGAAAUGUGGCUCUGUUUCACAGGCCCCAACGGACGUUUUGUCACCCUUUCUAUCAGAGACGGAGGAACUGUCCCCCACCCUCAGGAGGAGAAAAUUAAUCUACCCAGAAUAACAGGAGGUUUUUAAGCAAUUGUUUGUAAUUCUGGACAAUGUGAACCGGGUAUGUAACUGCUUCAAAGGGGAUGAAGGGAUGGACCCAGAGACAGAAGAAUAGUUCUUCCUCUCCAGCACUUGGGCUGAGAGGAAACGGAGGGCACUUCUUCUGGACAAAGUAGCCAUCUUGCUCAAAGCCAGCACAGUUCAAGGGAAAGAUUUAAAGUUCGUUCUGGAAUCAUUAAAAGAAUGGGGUGAAAUGUUGUCAGAAGGCAAAGAACAAGUAGGAGACACCCUCACUGUCCAGUGGGUCAGUGAUAUGGAGACCAAGUUGCUGACCUCCCUUGAUUAUACAGAAGGAUGUAUAAUGCAGCUAUUCGAUCUCUACACAAGUCUUGUAGAACACAGGAGAAAAAAGAGGGGAAAAUCAAGUAUUUUUUUCAAACAUCUUGGAAUGAGAAAAGGGGAGAAAUUAAUAUUUCUGAUUAAUUUGGAGGAACAACGAUCUGAUGCAUAUGCAGCCAGAUUUUAAAAAAUGACCUUCAAGCAUGAGGCAUUUCAAUAUGCUUUCCAGCCUACUGUACAUCUUUAUUGAGAGCACCCCAAAGUGUUUUCCCAAUCAGAGGCAAACUAAGUAGACAAGCUAGAUACAGAAAGGAUUAUUAUCCCCAUUUUAAAUAUGGGGGACUGAGCAGUGAAGAAUCUUACCUAAUGUCACACAGAGAGUUUGUGACAGAGCCAUAAAUUGAACCAGAUCUUCUGAGUUUUAUCCCAGAGCCAUAUGACCAUCCCUCCUUUCAUUAUAGACCCUAAUUCUUUCUCUUUGUGUGUCUAACUUUCCCAGUUGUUCCCAAAACCGGCAUGUGGAGAGCAUGGCGAGAGAAAGUUGCAUAGAAACCUCAGGAAGCCCAGCCCUUGAGCCCUGAACAGAUGCUAGAAGAUGAAUCUGUAAUUUUCUCCAGGACUUCUGAGCUCCUUACCAUGUUACAGGAAUUUGUAGGGUCCACACUGUUCAACAAAGCAGAAGCUGUUGUUGUUAAAUAUAUAGUGACAAUGGUGGCCAAUCUCACCAAAGCCUUCACUCUGCUAACCAAACAGUGCCGUGGCCUGCAAGCAAAGUAUGAUACCUUAGCAUCCCAGGAGUCCAGGAAGCAGGAAGUUCAGUAUGUGAACCUUCAAAAGGAAGUACAGAUGCUUAAUGAGAAAACGGCAUCUUUGGAGGCUCGAGUCCAAAGCAUUGAAGACAAAUACAAGAUGCUUCUUGUAGCAAAUGAGGCAAUGCAAAAAGAACUGCACAAGGUGAAGGAAAAAGCAGUAAUAAAGAUAGAACCAUCUUUAAGAGACAUGAAAUUUGGGGCCAGGGCUUCUUUUGAAAGAAAAUCCCAGGAAGAUGAUGAUAAAGAUCUUAGUAGGAAAAAGGAUGCGGUUCUGUCAGCUGAAAAGCUGUCAUGGAAAUCCCAGGCAGACCUUGGUAAAUCCCCCUGUAGGAAAAGGGAGGCAAAGGUACCAGAUAAAAAGCAGCUUCAGAGACCAUUGGUAGAGAGAACAGAAGACACCAGUGACAAACAGGAUACAAAGCUUCUAGAUAAAAAGCCAGCACUGAAAGCCUCAAUAGAGAGAGGUGAAGAGACCAGUGACGAAUAGGAUGUAAAGCUUCUAGAUAAAAACCCUUUAAGGUAAGUCUUGGUAGAGGGAGGUGAAGGCACCAGUGACAAAUGGGAUACAGAGCUUCUAGAUAAAAAGCCAGCACUGACAGCCUCGACAGAGAGAGGUGAAGACAUCAGUGACAAACAGAAAGCCCCAGUAGAGAGAACUCAAGACACUGUUGUCAAAUGAGAUGCAGUCAUCCCAGUGGGAAAACAAGAAGAGACUUCAGGAGACCUGGUUGGAAGACGGCAUGAACCACCUCUGGACAGUGAGCAAACAGAGGCUGCUGACAAAUGGGAUGUGAGCCUCCUGGGUGGAACCCAAGAAGCUGUUGAAGAUGUCACUGGUGAAUGGCAUGAGAUCCUGCCUGAUGAACAUGAGCUCAAGGCUGACAGUGAAGAAGAAAUUGAAAUGCUCCCAUCCCCAACAGAGCUCCCAUACCAAGGGAUCUCUGGGAAAGGAAAGCAGAGGAGGAAGAAGGAAAGCCUGUACACUGAGGAGACACAUACAGAAAUGCCUCAGAGCCCUAUCAGCAGAAGCAAGCUUGAACCAUCCACUGAACUGUGUGGGUUUAAUUCAGCUACCCUGGCUUAUCUGGAGCAGAAGAUGGAGAAGCUAUGGAAAUGUCCCUCUCCCGGGAAGAGACAAGCAGAGAGGAUGCUGCCCAACGACCCAGAAGCCCAAAGGCUCUACAUGGCCUUGGAGAGGAAACUGAAAGAAUGCAUCUCAAAAAUGAAGAUAAAAUAUUCCAGCAGCUUAGAGGAACAGAAACUUCCAAGGAGCCUGGAGCUGACUGAAGAGCAUGAUGAGGAGGUAAAGUUGAGUGAUCCUGACAGUCCCUUUUUGGAGUCCAAAGUUCCUGUGAUCUCACGAUGGGGACUCCCUGCAGCCCUGUGGAAGGAACCUAACGUCUCAGCACAUUUUCAGUUUCCCAAGCAAUGGCAGCAGCAAUGGUGGCAACAGCAGCAGGAGCAAUGGCAGGAGGAGGAGCAGGAAUGGUUUAAGAAGAUACAGAAGGAGCAGCAAUAUCAGAUGCAGUCACCACAGCCUGAGGAGCAGCUCCAGCAGCAGCUGCAAGGGGUAAAGGAGAAGGUGGAGGUGGAGCAGCUGGAGGAGGAGUAGCUGCAGCAGGAAGAACAUCAGUUUGAGGAGCUGCAGCCACGGCAGGAGCCACUGCAGGAAGGGCAGAAGGAGCGGCAGGAAGAGAAGCAAAAGCAGUGGAAGAAGUGGCUGGAGGAGCAAGCGGAGGAGCAGAGGCUGAGGCAGCAGCAGCUGAAGCAGCAUCAGAGGCUAUGUCAGCAGUGUCAGGAAGAGCAGCAGGAAAAGCAUGAGGAGCAGCAGAGGCUGUGGCGGCAGCAGGAGAAGGUGCAGAGACUGUAGCGGGAGCAGGAGGAGGUGCAGAGACUGGCGGCAGCAGGAGGAGGAGCAGGAGGAGGUGCAGAGGCUGUGGCGGCAGCAGGAGGAAGAGCGUCAGAGGCUGUGGCAGCAGCAGGAGGAGGUGCAGAGACUGUGGCGGCAGCAGGAGGAGGUGCAGAGACUGUGGCGGCAGCAGGAGGAAGAGCAUCAGAGGCUGUGGCGGCUGCAGGAGGAGGAGCAGGAGGAGGUGCAGAAACUAUGGCAACAGCAGGAGAAAGAGCGUCAGAGGCCGUGGCAGCAGCAGUGGGAGCAGCUGAAACUGGCAGCAGGAGGAGAAAGAGCAUGAGGAGCAGGCGAGGCACUGGCAGCAGCAGGUGGAGGAGCAUGAGGAGCUGUGGCAGCAGGAGCAGGAGGAACAUGACCUUCAGCUGAGGAAGUGGCAGCAGCAGGAGGUGAAGCAGCGGGAGCAGGAGAGGCUAUGGCAGCAGCAGUGGCAGAAGCAGACUACCCCCACAUCUGCACAUGCAGGCGAAGGAAGUUAUCACUGAGACCCUGCACACUGAUGUUGAGAGGCUGGCUCUCCUCUUCCACAAAUACAUCUACUUCUGCCACCUUCAGCAUGUCAGACAAACCUUAAUGUUCCGAUUGGAAGCUGCCAGAGCUGUAAAUGAUGGUGCUGAGGUCUGGAACUUGUACACAUAUGUGGAGAGGGUGGAUGCUUACCGGAAAAAGGUGCUACAGUGCUGGGUGGCCAAGCAGAAAACAGCAGAGCAGACACGUCAACACUGCCUUGGCAAGAUGAUUUCCUUAUUUGCCCAGCUCCGCCUGAGCACUGAACUCCACCUCAGCAGCCCAUCCCCACUCAUGAUCAAAGCAGUGGAUGAAAUGAAGAAGGAGUUCCCGUCCUCAGCCCAUGCCGGAUCCAAAUCCCCUGGCUAUCCAAACCCCCUGGCAAGUGUGAAGAAAGUCAGAGACUUUAUGCAUCCAGCUGGAGUCAGUGAGCAGCUUUGUGACCAGAUAGAGUCAGUAUGGAGGACCGAAGUCAUCUCUCACAGUUUUCCUAUUGUUCCAAAACCCCCUGUGUCACUACUCUGGUCCCAGGCUCGUGGCUUCCCAGAUAUCCCUAGAUUUUUGGAACUGGAUGUGAGUUCAGUUAGGAGCAAACCCUUUAGAACUCUACAGGCACGGAUGCAGGGGAGUUGAGUGGGAAGAACCUCCGGAAGAGAACAGCAGAAUUCUGCUCACCUUCUCCAACAUUCACUGAGUGCCUUUUAUCCAAACAUUGUUUACAAACCAUACGGCGACUGUACCCAUAGAAUCCAGUCACCGUGCGGGUAGAGGGCAGCAAUCAGGCUGUGUUGCAUCGGGUGCGGGGCUUGGGAAGUGUUUGGGAAACCCUGACUCUUGUGAAAAGUGCUGUGGGAUCUUCCUGGCUCUACUCCAUUUAACAUUUUUACCAAUAACCUGAAAGAAAACAUUAAAUCAUCAUUGAUCAAGUUUGCAGAUUACACCAAAAUCGGGGGAGUGGUAAGUAAUGCAGGGGACAGGUCACUGAUAUAGAGAGAUCAAGCUGGGCUCAAGCAAACAAUAUGCCUUUUAAUAUGGCUAAAUGUAAAUGUAUACAUGUAGGAACAAAGAAUGUAGGCCAUACUUACAUGAUGAAGGACUCUAUCCUGAGAAGCAGUGACUCUGAAGAAGAUUUGGGGUUCGUAGUGGAGAUGAUCAGCUGAACAUGAGCUUCCGUGUGACUCUGUGGCCAAAAGAACUAAUGUGCUCAUUGGGUGCAUAACCAGGGCACUCUCAAGUGGCAGUAAACAGGUUAUUUUGCCUCUAACAUGACAUUGGUGUGACCACUGCUGGAAUACUGUGUUCAGUUCUGGUGCCAGCAAUACAAGAGGAUGUUGAUAAAUUGGAGUGGGUUUAGAGAAGUGUCACAAGAAUUAUUAAAGGAUUAGAAA
Dermochelys coriacea (leatherback sea turtle) is the source of this 5731-nucleotide messenger RNA. Its product is annotated as protein FAM186A. NCBI's taxonomy places the organism in Eukaryota, Metazoa, Chordata, Testudines, Dermochelyidae. The coding region runs from base 4296 to 4976 and encodes 226 amino acids. The transcript has 7 exons. The record is from RefSeq and is a predicted model, not a curated record.